Molecule: messenger RNA, 2230 nt
Organism: Danio rerio (zebrafish)
Lineage: Eukaryota; Metazoa; Chordata; Actinopteri; Cypriniformes; Danionidae
Source: RefSeq, a predicted model, not a curated record
UCUUAAUACUGCCAUGUCCUUAUAGUGAAAAUAUAUCAGUUGUAUUAUUAAUUUGUAUAUUUGCAUCUUGUUUAAAAGAUGACCAGUGUAUAUUAAAUAAGCUGUGAAUUAUGAAGGAAAAUUCCCUGGUCUGUAAGGGGAGGAGGCUGCUGAUGGGAGUGAUCCUCACAUGUUCAGCACAUUCACCUCAUCUGCACCUGCAGGAAAACCAUCCAGGCAGAAGAUGCUUUCCUUUCCUUUUUGAGUUUAAGUAAGUUUUUUUUAUCCCAUUUACAUAUUUUUGCCCAAAAACUAAACAAAACAAACUAACAAACACAAAAAAAGACUAUGUAGAAGUUCUCCAAGUGUGUCCGUAUGGAGUCUGUGCAGCGCUGAAGCUCAUCGUUUCACUGGUCCUAACAGAAAGAUGAACGCAUCCCAGCAGAUCCACGUCUUCUCCUCACACUGGAAAGUUGAGUCGGUGAUUAUUUCUCUCAUAUUCUCCAUGAUUUUUUUGGUCGGUACUGUGGGGAACUGUCUAGUGCUCGCCGUUCUCAUUCGCAACGGCCAGAUGAACACAAAGAGCACCAACCUGUUCAUCCUGAACCUCGGGCUGGCAGACCUCUGCUUCAUCGUUUUCUGCGUGCCGCUCCAGGCCACUAUCUACACCAUGGACGAGUGGGUUUUCGGCGCGUUCGUGUGCAAAGCCGUGCACUUUAUUAUUUACCUGACCAUGUACGCGAGCAUCUUCACUCUUGCUGCAGUGUCUCUGGACAGAUAUCUUGCCAUACGGUAUCCUCUGCGCUCUAGAGAAACGCGAACUCCACGUAACGCCCUGACCUCCAUCAGCCUGGUGUGGGCGCUCUCGCUCUUCUUCUCCAGCCCUUAUCUCAGCUACUACCAGCAGAUGGACCUAGACGGUACCACCGUUUGCAUCCCAGCAUGGAGCGUCCAUCAUCGCCAGGCCAUGGACAUCUGCACCUUCAUAUUCGGCUACCUGAUCCCAGUCCUCAUUCUGGGCAUCACAUACGCCCGCACCAUCCGCUACCUCUGGACCUCCGUGGACCCCAUGCAGGACAUGUCAGAAUCACGCAAGGCCAAGCGCAAGGUGACCAAAAUGAUAAUCAUAGUCGCUGUGCUUUUUUGUUUAUGUUGGCUGCCUCAUCACUUGGUUAUCUUGUGCAUGUGGUUUGGCCAUUUCCCGUUAAACCACACCACGUACGUUCUUCGCAUUUUAUCGCAUUUGGUUGCGUACGCCAACUCCUGCCUGAAUCCAAUCGUGUACGCUCUGGUGUCCAAACACUUCCGUAAGGGGUUCAAAAAGGUGUUUGGGUGUGCUUUUCGUAAUCGGGUUGUAAACCGGAUACACACUGUGCAACCGGCACAGACGGUAAGCCUAAUGGAAGCCGCCUCGAGCGAAGGAUCCAAUCAUUGCGACGGGUCAACCCGCGGUCGACUGUGGAGCAAAAGCAGCAAGAAAAUGAUGACGAGCGCCUUUAUGACAUUUAAUGUGACAUAAUCCGCUUUUCCAUCAAGUCUGUGCUCAGCAAAGUAAAAACCCAGUGGCUUCUAACAGCGUUUGAGCUGCGAUUGCAUAACAAAAGUCAUCACAGGUAGAGAGGAAGCAGAGCUUUAUGUGGAUUUGAUGAAGACAGUGAGUGAUGUUUGAAAUUAAAGUCUCAGCGUCUGUGUUUUGUCAGCUUUCGUCACCGUGGCUGUGUUUUGUAAGUGCGCAUGUCAUUGAGAAUCAUGGAGGUACUGUAUAUCAAAAGAUUCAAUUAUAAGAAGAAAAUGCUCAUGUCAAGUUGUAGGGUUCAAACAAAUUGAUCGCAUUUGAACACAUUGUAGGAUUCCUGUCACUGUGUAAUAUUUCUCUGACAUUUUCAGCUCCUUCAGGGUUAUUGUUAUAUAAGCAUAUAAGACCUGAUGCAUAGGCAAAUUACAUAUUCAAGUGUCUAUGAUUUGAAAAGGAAAAGGUACACAAGAAGUCUUAAAGGGAUAGUUCACCAAAAAAUGAAAUUCUGCCAUCAUUUACUCACCCUUCAUUUGUUCAAAACCUACUUGAGUUUCUUUUUUCGAUUAAACCAUAGACUGUAAAAGAUAUGGAUGUAGUAUCCAUAACGUCACCCAUAAGUUUUUGAUGAGCGCAAAUGAAACAACAAGUAGGAGUGGCCAACCGCCGCCAUUUUUUUUUCACGUCAUCGCACCCACCGGGGGUGAACAAAUAAGGGCAAAGAGGCGGAGCGUGAGC